AUGGCUUCCACACGGCCCCCCGCGCCCCCCCUCCCCUCCUCCUCCUCCUCCUCCUCCUCGCCGGCGGCGGCGCCGGCGCACCUCCUCCUCCGGCGCGUCGCAGACUCCAGGUCCCUCCGGGAGGUCCACGCGCAGAUCCUCAAAUGCCCCACGCCUCCUCCUCCGCCAGUCCACAACCAGCUCGUCGCCCUCUACUCUCUCUUCGGCCACAUGGACUCCGCAGAGCGAGCCUUCCGCAGGAUCCCCCUCAGUGACUCCUCUUCCGAUUCCUCCUUCUCCUGGAACGCGAUGAUCAGGGGCUUCGCCUGCCAUGGCUUCCCGGAGGAGGCCCUCCGCUUCUACUCCCAGAUGCUGCUGCUAUCCCCGUCCUCGCCGGCGCCGGACAAGUUCACCUUCCCCUUCGUCCUCCGGGCGUGCGCCACCGUAGCGGCAGCAGAGGAGGCUUUGCAGGCCCACGGUCAGAUCCUCCGCCUUGGCCUCUCCUCCGAUGUCUACAUCUCCACGGCACUCGUCCAUCUGUACAUGAAGCUGGGGGAGAUGUGUAAGGCUCGCCGGAUCUUCGACGGAAUCGCCGCCAAGAGCACCGUCUCCUGGAACGCCCUGAUGGCCGGCUACGCCGGCAAUGGCGCCGACAUGGAAGCCCUCCGCUGCUUCGAGGCCAUGGUCGAAUCGGGCGCGGAGCUGGACUCCUCCACCCUCGUCUCCAUCGUGCCUUCCAUAUCUCGGAUCGGCGAUCUAGAACGAGGAAGAUCCGUGCACAGAUUGGCAGUCGAGAUGGAAAUCGAGUUGACGGAACCAGCCAAGAACUGCUUGAUUGACAUGUACGGCAAAUGCGGGGAUCUGGACGCCUCUCUGAGCAUCUUCACAGACCUCCCCGAUCAGAAGAAGAAGAAGAAGAGCGUCGUCUCCUGGAACGUCGCCAUCUCCGCCUGCGCCAUCAACGCGAACGCCGCCACCAAAGCUCUUGAGCUCUUCCGCGCCAUGCUGCGGCUCUCAGCAGGAGCUGCUGCACCGCCGCCCAACGCCGUCACCAUCGCCACCGUGCUCCCUCUCUGUGCAGACCUCGCCGACUUCCAUCUGGGGGCGGCCAUCCACGGGCUCUGCGUCAAGAAGGGACUCGACGACGCUGACGCCGUCGUGGGCACCGCUCUCCUGGACAUGUACGCCAAAUGCGGCUGCGCAGAGGACGCAAGAAGGAUCUUCGACGAAAUGCCGCACAGAACCGUCGUCUCCUGGAACGCCAUGAUCAGCGGGUACGGCCUCCAGGGGCAGGGCCGGGAGGCGCUGGAAACCUUCCAGCGAAUGCUUCUCGCCGGUGGCGGCGGCGGCGCCGCCCCGAACCAUAGCACCUUCAUCUCCCUCAUCUCUGCCUGCGGCCACGCGGGGAUGGUGGAGGAAGGGUUGAAGGUCUUCACUUCCAUGAGCAGAGACUUCGACCUUCUGCCGGAGACGAGGCACUACGCCGCCGUGGUGGACCUUCUAGCCCGCGCAGGAAGGGUGGAGGAGGCGUACGAGUUCAUCAUGGGGAUGCCCGUGGAGCCGGACGACGCCGUGUGGGGGGCUCUGCUCGGAGCCUGCAAGAUCCACCGGCGAGUUGAGCUGGGCGAGGCGGCGGCGAAGAAGGCCAUGGAGCUCAAGCCCGAUGAGGCAGGAUACCGCGUUCUUCUUGCCAACCUCUACGCCGCCGCCGGCAGAUGGGAAGAGGCGCAGAAUCUGAGGAAGACGAUGAAGAAGAAGGAAGCCGGUCGUAGCUCUAUACAGGGAGCUGGCCUCGUCCACUCCUUCCUCGCUGGAUAG
This is a messenger RNA of Spirodela intermedia, 1797 nucleotides long. The record is from the annotation of a GenBank genome assembly. NCBI's taxonomy places the organism in Eukaryota, Viridiplantae, Streptophyta, Magnoliopsida, Alismatales, Araceae.